AAAAGGUUCAAACGCAGCGAUCCGAUAAACGAACACACAAAAUCAUACAAAGCACACGAACUAUCGAACUGCCAAAUGCUACAACAUCUCCAACAUGUUGGUAAACAAACAAUUACGGAAGCGGCAAUACAGUCAACACGCGAUUUGGGGAGACGGCGAGGCAGCUCACACAUCCCAUGUUGGAGCGAUAAAGAGAGAGAGGGAGAUUGAGUGGGGUAUGGAGAGCGCAACGUUGAAUGACAAUGAUCCAGAGCGCGGCGAUCAUUUGAAAUAAUUGGGCUUUGAAGGCACCACCGCUGCAUGAUCGACCUGCAAAGACAACUCAAAAAUUGCCGAGCAAAAGUUUAGAUGCGAAAAAAUCGCACGUUACAAACUAGUCGAGCGUAAAAAAAUCUCCCAGAUGCUAUGCAACGAAUAAAGAUUGCAGCCGACAUGUAGUUCAGUUGCAAGCGAUCGCGUGGGCAAAGCACAUGUGUGCAAAUGAGCGGGCGAGCGACUGUAACGGUAGCGCCUUGAAUUAAGUGAAGCAUCAACGUAAUCGUGUAUUCAUAUAAAUUUUUUGAUGCUAAUUCAAAAAGCGCAACAGGAUAUAUUAGGUUUAAUUGUCACGUGUACUGCAGUUGUUGUUAUUAGUAGAAACAUUGUUAGCUCGCCGCUGGCAAAUUUUCACGUGUGCAAGUGAGGAAAUUUCAUUUGCGAUGUGAAGAGCUGAAAUGAGUGAAAUAAAAAUGCAAAAUAAAGUUAUUGUGUAAGCUAAAAGCUAUUGAGUAAAAGUUGAAAAGUUGAGAUUUACCCUUCAUAAAACGCCUUAGUUAGGAUUGGAGGUCCAGCGGAAUUAAUACACAUUUGUUUUAGUGAAGUCAAUAGAAGCGAAAACCUGUGUGAAAAAUGUCCACAACCACAGAAGUAUCCACAACAGCGAUAGAUUCCACUACGCCGUUCGCCGGCAGCAGUAAUGGAGAUCUACUAGCGUCGCCAGCAUUAAAUAGCGAAGAGUUCAACAAUCUAACAUACGAUGAUGAAAACGGAAUAUUCACACAUCCCACAUUAACAGAAUACUACAAUAAUCUCACUCCUUUCGUCACACUAUGCAUAUUUGUCUCCGUCUUAACAUUUAUGCUCACCAUUUCCAUUUUUCUCACGACUUUGGCUAAACUUCGGCAACGUCUACGCAAGCCACUGCUCAUUCCUUCUAUAGCACUCGUGUCCUUGUACCCGCUCAUCAGUCUUGCAGCGUUGCUCACACUACUCUUUCCGAAGCUAUGGUUCACCUUUCACACUGUGAUGCAUCUUUCGUUUACGGUCGGCGCCGUCUUCUUCUAUCAACUCUGUGGUCAUUUUAUUGGUUCUGAAACCAGCUUUAUUAAAGAGACAGCGGGCAUGGCUGUACCGAUUAAGACGCCUCCAUGUUGUUGCUGUUGCAUAUGUUUACAAGGCGUGACGCCCACAAGGGGGCGAUUUGUGGUAUUGCGGUGUCUCGUGUAUCAAAUGCCAUUCGUACAAGGCAGCAUAAUGUUGGUAUUGAAUGGUAUCUUCUAUAAUGAUAUGGCAUUAUUCCACGAUGUACAAUACUAUUUUCUACCAUUCAUCAUUUCCUCUAUUAUACUCGGUUCAUGGGGUCUAAAUAUACUAGUGCGUGUGGUGAAUAAUUUACAUUCGGAUUACAGUACAACGAAAAAAAUGUUCGCGCUACAGCUGAUUUUGUUGCUAUGCAAGAUGCAGUAUCUCAUAUUGGACAAGCAGUUGGACAAAUUAUUACUGGGAGGCGACUACCCGAUGAAUCAUAUUAUCUAUAAGCAGUCCAUCAUUAACAGUUUGGUCUUGGUGGAAAUGGUUUUGGUGUCUCUAUUCGCUCAGAGCGCUUACAGAAUUCCAGUUAUAGUCGAUGAUAAUUGAAGACAUGCUGCUUAAACUAAAUACUUAACUUUAUAAUUAAUUACUAAAGUGAUGUACUUAAAUACGUACCUUAUUAGUAUAGUUUUUAUUUUGUGAAAGUAGUCUUAAUGUUAUUAAAUGUAAGUUCUAGUUAAUGUUUAGUAAAUUGUUACAGGCCAGGUAGCUUAAAAGUUAAAUUUUAGCACGAAUUUUUUGAAAUAAUAAUUAACAAAUUUCAGCACCAUUAAUUAUAUAAAUGAUAAUGAAAAAAAAUGUGAUAAAUAAAUAAUUUCAAUACAUUGUAAUCUAAAAUUAAUUAGAACUUUUUAUAAACAUACUUAGAUAUUUAAAUAGUGCAUAAUAUAUUAGAGUGAAACAAAUUAAAUAAAUCUAUAAUUAUCCAUAUACAUACAUAGCGUCUUACUCAAAAAUAUUUAAAAAAAAGAGGUAACUUUUGAAAUAUUAUGAGAAAUCGUAUUUACGGUGCAAACUGUCUCCUAGGUGGCUCAAAACAGCAAUUAUUGGUAAACCAAAUAUUAUAUAUAUGUACAUAAAUAUGUAAAUAUCAAUUACUUAAUCAGAAAGAAUCUCCUUUUCAGUACUUUUUUUUAUAAAUUAUUCAAAUAAAGAGUAGAGUUUGUUAAAGUCGUAAUUUUAUGAAAAAAAUUAACAGUUCAAAGGAAUAAAUUAUCAAAAGCACUGUAUAAUAAUUGACUGUGUAUUGCAAUCGUUUUCGACAGAUUGAGUCCCAAA
This is a messenger RNA of Bactrocera oleae (olive fruit fly), 2628 nucleotides long. Its product is annotated as organic solute transporter alpha-like protein. Gene Ontology annotation, molecular function: transporter activity. Lineage: Eukaryota; Metazoa; Arthropoda; Insecta; Diptera; Tephritidae. Gene Ontology annotation, cellular component: membrane. The record is from RefSeq and is a predicted model, not a curated record. Gene Ontology annotation, biological process: transport.